Molecule: messenger RNA, 1267 nt
Organism: Triplophysa dalaica
Lineage: Eukaryota; Metazoa; Chordata; Actinopteri; Cypriniformes; Nemacheilidae
Product: SLAM family member 5-like
Exons: 5
Coding region: 49-780 (243 amino acids)
Source: RefSeq, a predicted model, not a curated record
CAGUGUUUGUCAGAACUGUGGACUGUUUGUUUGAAACUGUUUGAGAAAAUGUUUGCUGUGAUUUUGUUGUGUUUAUUCUCGUGGAGUCUGCAGGGUGUGUGUGGUUCUGUGUUCGUCUCUGAGUCUGUGAUGGAGGGAGAUUCUGUCCUUCUGUCUGUGAAUAUUACUGAAACACAGAGACGUGAUGGAAUCAUGUGGACAUACGGACCUAAUUCAAUUCCAAUAUCUAAACUCAAACCUGAUAAUAAAUAUAUAUAUUAUAAUGGCACUGAUGGGAUGUUCAGAGACAGACUGAAGCUGAAUGAGACGGGAUCUCUCAUCAUCACAGACAUCAGAAUCAAACACUCUGGACUUUAUUAUAUCGCCACAACCAGCCAAGAGAAGCCACUCAAGAUAUUCGACAUUACUGUCUAUACUCUUCUGCCUGUUCCUGUCAUCUCAAACUCUUCAUCAAAUUCAGUGUUAUAUUGUUCUAUGUUGUGUUCAGUGAUGAAUGUGGCACAUGUGAGUCUCUCCUGGUACAAAGGAAAGAGUUUAUUGUCCAGCAUCAGUGUGUCUGAACACAGUAACAUCAACAUCUCUCUUCAUCUGGAGUGUCUGGAUGAUUCUUACACAUGUGUGAUCAACAAUCCCAUCACAAACCAGACUCAACAUCUCAACACUGAUGUCUGUCACAAGUGUCCAGAUUUCUCAGAAAACUUCAUCUGCAAGUGUGGUUUUACUGAAGCUGUGAUCCGAUUGGUCCUCUCUGCACUGGAACCAGGGUUGGUUCUAGGGUGAGUGGAUCCAGAGCCAAUUCAAAGGCCAUCAGAGGCAAAGCCAUCCCAUGAAUUGGAAUUUAGCUCAUACACUUGAAAUAAAAGUACUCAAAUGUCAAAAGUUUUUCAAAGAAGCAUUUUAACUUUGCCUAUCCCUAUGGGGCCACCCUGAAAGUAGACUAUUUUACUUUAUAGUUCUAACAAUAUUUUUAACAGAUACGCCAUGCUUUAUUCCGGUUUAUAAACCCAUUGGUCUUCCAUUAACUUUUAUGAGACAUAUUCAAUUUGGGACACAUCAAUCAACCGUCAUUUGAUGUCACUUCCAAGAUGCUUCCAGUGAGAUUUUCCCUGGAGAGAUAAAAAAUAUAGAUAUACCUUAAUUUAAUCUUUCCGUUUAAAAAAACCGAAAGCAUGUCAAAUUCUACAGGCAAUAAAUAUUUUCAUGUAUUUAUAUACAUUUGCUUAUUCCCCCUGCAAAAUUGUUAUUUCUAUUCACUUUAUUUUUUUGU